Saccostrea cuccullata (small rock oyster) is the source of this 1058-nucleotide messenger RNA. RefSeq names its product trichohyalin-like. The annotation marks the transcript as partial. The transcript is spliced from 3 exons. The record is from RefSeq and is a predicted model, not a curated record. NCBI's taxonomy places the organism in Eukaryota, Metazoa, Mollusca, Bivalvia, Ostreida, Ostreidae.
CUGACAGCCGAUCACAGGUACAGAGGGCUCGAUAUGAAGCGGCCAAAUGGAAAUACACCUACGGAUACGAGAUUCCCGUAGACGUCCUCUGUAAAAGGAUGGCAGACAUAUCUCAAAUGUCCAGGAGACUUUGGAAACCCAGCGUGAAGAAGAUCGCGGCGCUCCGCUCUCGUAUGUUAGAGGAGUACGAACAACUUCUCAAGGUCCGAGCGGAAGUCAUGGCAACCCAGACACAGGAAGUGGAGAAACUCCAGAGAGAGAUGGAACAACUCCACCAGAGUUAUGCGGAGCAGAUCAAAGUGUUCCAAACUAAAGUGGAGGAACAGUCAGAAGAAGCCAUGCAGACUAGACUAAAGGAAGAGCAUGAAAAAGAAACCCAGGAUUUAAAAGAUCAUUAUGAAUCUCAAAUAAAAGAACUACGCAGUCAGCUAGAAGCCACAACACAGGAAGUGACAUCACUGAAAGAGGAAGUGACCUCACAAAGUGAAGAACAGAAUCAAGAAAGCAGUGAACAGAGUGAAGCAAAGGCAACAGUAGACAGUGACAGUAGGAUCCAGGAAUUAGAAAAAAUACUGGAGGAAAAAUCCAAUGAAAUUGCUGAACUUCAGGAGAAACUAGAAUUAGAGUCUCAACUAAAUAUAGAACUUAGGGAGAAAAUGACCUUGACAGAAAGCAAGGUCACAGAGAUGGAGCAAAUGAUGCGUGAAAAACAGUGCCAUAUUGAAGAAAUGAAUAACAGAUUGAAGGAAAAAGAGGCCAUAUUGAAGAUUCUGGAGAGAGAGAAGGAAGAAGUGGAGGAGAAGUGUAGGAGAGACCUGGCAGAGUGUGAAGAGUCGAGCGAGAGAACGACAGGCGAGAUCAGUGAUAAACUGCUGAAACUUCAACAAGAGCUGGACGCAUCACUGGAGCAGGAGAGAGUGUUAGAGGAGCAGUAUGAUGAACUACAGCAUCAGCAUAGGGAGCAGAUAGUAGGCAUUAAAGCAGGUGAGAGAGAGUUAGAGAGAGAGUAUAAGAGGAGCAGUAUGAUGAACUACAGCAUCAGCAUAGGGAGCAGAUAG